Theobroma cacao (cacao) is the source of this 920-nucleotide messenger RNA. RefSeq names its product MAPK kinase substrate protein At1g80180. NCBI's taxonomy places the organism in Eukaryota, Viridiplantae, Streptophyta, Magnoliopsida, Malvales, Malvaceae. The record is from RefSeq and is a predicted model, not a curated record.
CUUAUUAUGACUUUUUCCUAACCAAAUCUUCAAGAUUUCACUAUCCCUUCUCUCCCUCUAUCUCUCCGUAUAUUUUUAUAUAGAUAUAUAAGAGGCUAUUUACAACAAGUUGAAAUUUAUUAAGUACUCCAUUAAAGACAGAAAAAGAAAAGAUCCAGCGAGAGAGCUGCCAUCUACCAUGGCUGGUUUGCAAAGAUCUGCAGUGUCUUUUAGGAGGCAGGGGUCUUCUGGGCUUGUUUGGGAUGACAGGUUUUUGUCAGGGGAGUUAAAUCAAGUGAAACAGGAACAAGAAGAAGGAGAAACAAAGCAGCAGCUACAGCAGGAAGAACAAGGGCAGCUGCGAGACAAUAACCAAGAAAAAGUUGAUGUUAUUAAGGAUGUUAAGCCAACAAGAAACAUUGGUCCAAUCAACACCAUUGAAAGAAGCCGAUCCAAUGGUGAAAGACGAGGUUACCGUACUGGUAAGGUGUCCCCUGCUAUAGAGCCGCCUUCUCCGAAGGUUUCUGCUUGUGGGUUUUGCAGUGCUUUUGGGAAACAAGCCAAGAAUCAUAGGAAAAAGCCUGGUAAGCGUAGAUCAAGAUAGGUUUUUUCUUUUUCAUUUCUUGUAUUUUCCGGUGACCGGAGGAGGGAAUUCCGGUGAACUUGAUGGGUAGUAUUGGUAUAUUUUUAGGGGGGGUUCAAGUUUAAGUCGAAGUCCAUCUCAAUGAAAUGUGAGAUGUGGGAGUUUUAGUAUUGGUAAACAGAUUAUGGAUGCGUUCUUUUGGUGGUUAAGGUUUUGAUUUUGUUAAUGUUUCUUGCCUUUGUUUCAUUCAGAAUUUUGUGGUUUGGGUGGAUGUAAUUAAAUUAAUCUGUAAAUGUUUUUACUUUGGUUCUGCUGAGACAAUUUUCACAUGUACAAAAGGCAAAAAAAUCUUGAUUUA